This is a messenger RNA of Plectropomus leopardus (leopard coralgrouper), 1995 nucleotides long. It is a transcript of the gene aldh5a1, whose product is annotated as aldehyde dehydrogenase 5 family, member A1 (succinate-semialdehyde dehydrogenase). NCBI's taxonomy places the organism in Eukaryota, Metazoa, Chordata, Actinopteri, Perciformes, Serranidae. The record is from RefSeq and is a predicted model, not a curated record. Gene Ontology annotation, cellular component: mitochondrion. Gene Ontology annotation, biological process: GABA catabolic process. Gene Ontology annotation, molecular function: succinate-semialdehyde dehydrogenase (NAD+) activity.
UGUGUUGUCACGUGAUCAGCGCGUCCUCCUCCGGACUGGUUCAAACCGACAGAAAGCUGCCGGAGCUGCCGCCGCUGGUCUGCGGAGACACUCAUCCUUCAGCCCGCUCACAGUGAGAGUCUCACACACACCCCGCUGCAGACGUUAACCCCGGUAUGUCCACAGUCUGUGUCCUGAGGACUCGGUGCUUCCUCCGGCAGGUCCUCCCCGGCCUGCCCGCCGCCAUGCAGCGACACUACAGCCUGGACGUCUCCGCUCCGCUGCUGAGGACGCAGGGCUACGUGGACGGGCGCUGGGUCUCCGCAGCCUCGGUGUUCCCGGUGCUGGACCCGGCCACUGGGCAGGAGAUAGCCCGGGUGUCGGACUGCGGCCCGGCGGAGGCCAAGCAGGCUGUGGACGCCGCGUACAAGGCGUUUUACUCCUGGAAACAGCACAGUGCUAAGGAGAGGAGCCUCCUGCUGAGGAAAUGGUUCGACCUGAUGACGCUGCACAAAGAAGACCUGGCCAAACUGAUCACCUUCGAAAGUGGUAAGCCUUUGAAGGAGUCUCUCGGGGAGAUCGGGUACUCGGCCUCCUUCGUGGAGUGGUUCUCGGAGGAGGCUCGGCGAGUGUACGGCGACAUCGUCCCGUCUCCCGCCAAAGACAGAAAGAUCCUCCUCCUCAAACAGCCCGUCGGCGUCGCCUCCAUCAUCACGCCGUGGAACUUCCCCAGCGCCAUGAUCACCAGGAAGGUCGGCGCCGCUCUGGCGGCCGGCUGCACGGUGGUGGUGAAACCGGCCGAGGACACGCCGCUGUCAGCGCUCGCUCUGGCCGAGCUGGCGGAGCAGGCAGGGAUCCCGGCGGGGGUGUUUAACGUGGUGCCUUGCUCCAGAGAGAAGACUCCGUCGGUCGGGGAGGUUCUCUGCACCGACCCGCUGGUCGCCAAAAUCUCCUUCACCGGAUCCACCGCCACCGGCAAGGUGCUGCUGAAAAUGGCUGCUGACACCGUGAAGAAGGCGUCCAUGGAGCUGGGAGGCCACGCCCCCUUCAUCGUGUUUGACAGCGCUGACGUCGACAAGGCGGUGGCCGGCGCCAUGGCCUCGAAGUUCAGGAACUCUGGACAGACGUGUGUGUGUUCGAACCGCUUCCUGGUGCAGAGCGGCAUCCACGAUCGCUUCAUGGAGAAGCUGGGCCGAGCGAUGGACGCCGAGCUCCGCCUGGGUCACGGCUCGGAGCCCGAAACCACCCAGGGGCCGCUCAUCAACGCCAGAGCGGCGGAGAAGGUGGUCCAUCAGAUAUCAGAUGCAGUGUCCCGAGGGGCGAAGGUGCUGAAGGGCGGGAAGCGUCUGGACGGGUCCUUCAUGGAGCCGACUCUGCUGGCCGGCGUCACCACAGACAUGCUCUGCACCAAAGAGGAAACCUUCGGCCCGCUGCUGCCCGUCAUCAGGUUUAACACCGAGGAAGAAGCUCUGGCUAUUGCUAAUGCGUCGAAUGUCGGGCUGGCAGGUUACGUGUACUCGCAGGAUGUGAGUCAGAUCUGGCGGAUGGCCGAGGAGUUGGAGGUUGGGAUAGUUGGAAUCAACGAGGGCCUCCUGUCCACCCCAGAGGCCACUUUCGGUGGGGUCAAACAGUCCGGUUUGGGCCGCGAAGGCUCCAAAUACGGCAUUGACGAGUACCUGGAGGUGAAGUACAUGUGCUUCGGAGGCUUGAAACCUUAAAAACCGGACGGAGCAACGCCGCAGCCACAGUGGUACCACACACUGAAUAAAUGCAGUAAUCUUUGAAGGUGGUCGUAACUGUAGAUCUCAGGAUUGACAUGAUUUAAGCAUAACAACGAAACAUAACCCACUGAAGCAGAGUUACGGUGUCCAGGGUUUAGGUCAGUGAUACUCAACUUAGGGCCCGCAGGCCAAAUCUGGCCCCGAUAGGGUACCAGGUGGCCCUCCAACUAUUUUCUAAUUCCCAAUAAAAACAAAGUUAUUCACACUGGGAAUUGUUUUUGUACUUUUAGUAAAA